UAAAUUUUGUUGGUUUCUGCGUUUUAUAUCCUCACUUCAAGCUUGCAUUUGCUCACUACGCAUAAAUUUUCCCGAGACUGUGAAUGACAACAUUGUUCAACGAGCAAACGAAACAAUGGGAUUACAGAACGAUGUAAAUGCUGGUUUGGACAUUGAUCCAGCCUUUAUAGUCUCUCCGGAAGACAGGCCCAAAAUUGGAAACAAUAUUAGCAACUCCCCAGCUGAUGAGCAAGUACCAGUGAUAGAUCUUAACAAUAUAGAAACGGUGACAAGCGAAAUCCAUAGAGCCUGCAAGGACUGGGGAUUCUUCCAAGUCAUAAACCAUGGCGUACCUCGCCAACUCAUCCACACGCUCCAAUUUCAAGCAGCUGAAUUCUUCUCGCUGCCCAUUCAAGAAAAGUCCAAAGUUAGAAGAGACUUUAGUAACCCCUUUGGCUACUAUGACAAUGAACUCACCAAGAAUGUGAGAGACUGGAAGCAAGUCUUUGAUUUUGCAUGCACAGGCACAAUCCAUCUUCCUCGUCAUUUUGAAGCAGAUUCCAGUGAAACAUUACCCUUGACAAAUCAGUGGCCAGAUAACCCACCUCAUCUAAGGGAGGCCUGCGAGAAAUACGCUGAGGCUGUAGAGAAGCUAUCAUUCAGAUUGCUGGGACUCAUAUCUAGAAGCUUAGGAUUGCCCAGUGACUAUUUUGAUUCAAAGUUUGAAAAGCACACUUCUUUUCUAAGGUUGAAUUAUUAUCCUACGUGUCCAGUGCCUGACAUGGCUCUGGGUGUGAGUAGACACAAGGAUGUGGCUGCGCUGACUGUGUUGCUUCAGGAUGAGGUUGAAGGACUACAAGUUAGGCGCAAGGAUGGAGAGUGGGUGCCAAUCAAAGCCGUUCCUAAUGCUUUUAUUAUCAAUGUGGGAGAUUGUAUGCAGGUUUGGAGCAAUGACAAAUUUGAGAGCGUAGAACAUAGGGUAGUGGUGAAUGACAAGAGAGAAAGGUUCUCUAUUCCCUUCUUUUUCAAUCCUUCACAUUAUGUGAUGAUGGCACCUGUGCGCGAGUUGUUGAAUGAAGAAAAUCCACCCAGGUAUAAAGAAUUCAACUGGGGCAAAUUCUACAAGAGGAGAAAUGACAGCAAUUUUACGAACUUGGGUACUGAGAAUCUUCAAAUCCAUCACUUCAAUAAAUCCCUAAAUUCUCCUUAAAGAAUAAUUAUAUCCUUGUAUGUAUAUUUGCAUUUUCAUACUUCAUCUUCUUAUAUCAUGAGCUAUUCCUAAUUAUUGUAUAGUUUGCAAGCAAGCGCUCUCUCUCUCGGCUCCAUCAAACUCAUAUCUCUUGUAAUAAAGUAUUUACAGUUCAAUUUAGAUUUUGCACUCUGAGCUGGAUAUUAAUUUAGCAGACUGAUUAUAACUUGUGCACUUCAUAAUACCAUAUAUAUGUUUUAUUUCCUCUGCCA
Cryptomeria japonica (Japanese cedar) is the source of this 1440-nucleotide messenger RNA. RefSeq names its product protein DMR6-LIKE OXYGENASE 2. Lineage: Eukaryota; Viridiplantae; Streptophyta; Pinopsida; Cupressales; Cupressaceae. Bases 116 to 1189 code for a protein of 357 amino acids. The transcript is spliced from 3 exons. The record is from RefSeq and is a predicted model, not a curated record.